Messenger RNA from Ylistrum balloti, 1478 nucleotides. RefSeq names its product nuclear inhibitor of protein phosphatase 1-like. Lineage: Eukaryota; Metazoa; Mollusca; Bivalvia; Pectinida; Pectinidae. Gene Ontology annotation, molecular function: protein binding; protein serine/threonine phosphatase inhibitor activity; mRNA binding. Bases 1 to 1023 code for a protein of 340 amino acids. Gene Ontology annotation, cellular component: nuclear speck. The record is from RefSeq and is a predicted model, not a curated record. The transcript has 7 exons.
AUGGCUUCCAGUGGGCCACUCAUAAAUAACUUCGAAGUACCUUCAUGGGCCAGCAAACCACCAACAGGUCUUCAUUUAGAUGUAACAAAAGAUGGGAAAAUGAUACAGAAACUGAUGAUAGAUGAGAAAAAAUGCUACUUUUUUGGAAGAAAUAAAUUGAUGUGUGAUUUCUGCAUUGACCAUCAGUCUUGUUCACGAGUUCAUGCAGCACUAAUUUGGCACAAGCAUUUAUCCCGACCAUUCAUCAUAGACUUGGGCAGUACUCAUGGCACGUUCAUUGGACAUAUUCGUUUGGAGUCAAAAAAGCCUCAGCAGGUCCCUCUGGACAGUGAGUUACACUUUGGGGCAUCAACUCGUCUUUACAUCAUCCGAGAACGUCCUCAGAUCACUUCCAACCUAGGAGAUGAGAAGGACAAACGAGCAGAUGAAUUGGAGGGAGGACUUAUGGGUCUGCCAGAGUCAGAAACAGAGUUAGAUAAUUUAACAGAAUUUAAUACAGCCCACAACAGGCGGGUGACUGCAAUGGUAGAAAUUAACGAAAAGAACUCAGCCAAUCCUUUGAAGAGAAAACAUAAAUCCAUGCAUGUUAAUUUUGAGGAGGAAGAUGAAGUGAUUAAUCCAGAGGACAUAGAUCCAUCAGUGGGGCGCUUUAGAAACCUUGUACAAACAACAGUAAUACCUAAAAAGCGAGCAAGACUGGAAGGAGGAUUGAAUCCUGGUUCUAUGACAGACAAUAUUACAAAAAGACUACAGAGUUUUUCAUAUGCUACACCCAGUUUAUAUGCUGAUCUUGGGAAUGUGCCAGGGGUAGGUGCAGGAGGUACCAUCAGUAUCGCUCAGAAACUAGGACUCCCUAUGCCAAAUUUGGCACCAGAUCUGGUCGAGGCAGAACCUGUGGCUCCUGCCAAUCCUAUGCCAGCAGUGGCAUUUCCAAUGGAAGAAGGCAGCAAAGAACCAAAAAAGAAGAAAUAUGCCAAGGAAGCUUGGCCAGGAAAGAAACCUACACAUUCUUUUCUGGUGUAGUGUUGUGUACCUUUUAUUCAGUGUCAUCUUCAGAGGUCAGCUGUAUGAUUUAUCUUCAGAGGUCAGCUGUAAUGAUUUAUCUUCAAAGGACAGCUGUAAUGAUUUAUCUUCAAAGGACAGCUGUAAUGAUUUAUCUUCAGAGGUCAGCUGUAUGAUUCAUCUUCAGAGGUCAGCUGUAUGAUUUAUCUUCAGAGGUCAGUUGUAUGAUUCAUCUUCAGAGGUCAGCUGUAUGAUUUAUCUUCAGAGGUCAGCUGUAAUGAUUUAUCUUCAGAGGUCAGCUGUAUGAUUUAUCUUCAGAGGUCAGCUGUAAUGAUUUAUCUUCAGAGGUCAGCUGUAUGAUUCAUCUUCAGAGGUCAGCUGUAUGAUUUAUCUUCAGAGGUCAGCUGUAAUGAUUUAUCUUCAGAGGUCAGCUGUAUGAUUUAUCUUCAGAGGUCAGCUGUAAUGAUUUAUCUUCA